AUGGCAGCGUUGUAUACAGAAGAUGGGUCUGCUGGCGAGGACCUUAUCUGGGGCAGUGAGGUCAAAAUUGAGAUUGAUUUUGGCGAAACCUCGAAGCGUAGUUCUGUUCACGAGGCUCGUGCCGAGGCCGACGAUGAGGGUUCCAUACGCAUCUCGUCACCGCUGUCCUCGUUCAACAGCUCUUCUUGCGUGGACGUCCGAGGAAGGCCACGAAGUCGCACCAAGCAGCUACGAAGACGAGGUAUCGACUUGUCUCGCGAUGAGCUACGGAUAUCAUCCAGAUGGAGUAAUAGUGAAAGAGAAAGUAUGGAACUAUUUCGUGAGGCGAUCAGAGAAAAGGCUCGGGACAGGGAAAAGAACGAAAAGCUACUUUUAAGGUGGAUGCCUCAAGAUAGGACGAAGACACAGAUGAUCAAAGACGUGUGGAACAUCAAGGAGAAACUUGCGAAGACUUUGCAAGGCAGUGUCAGCAGAGGUAGGCGCUCGAAUCGGGAAGCACCAAACCAGACACCUGAUCUUGCGGCUCAACCACCAGCAGACAAAGUAGCACCUGAACCUCGAAUACCUGAUCCGGUCCGUGCAGAACCACAAUUGAGCAUUCAGCAGGUACAGAUGUCGAAUCCUACUCCAUCCUCAGUUUCAUCUUUACAGCUUGAAGGACAAGAAACGCUAUCACAUGAGCUACACUCCUAUGCCGCAGAUGACCGACGGCAGCACGUAACCCGACAGAUGUCUUGGCAACAGCAUCUGCGACAUGACCUACAACCCUAUUCUGUGCAAGCACUUCGAAGGAAGAAGGCAAACUGUGGUCUGCGAGAAGAUCUCAAAGCUCGUUGGAUUUCGAACCGUCGCGAUGCACAACACGCUACGUUACCGUCCGAGAAUUUCUUGGGCUAUACUCAGAAUAGAGCCAUUCGAAAGAGCUCCUCGGCACGACCUCUGCUGGUUCAAUCGUCGUCAGACAUGUCUCAGAUCUCACAACGUGACGUUGAGUCCUACUGGAGACUUCCAUCUGUCCCGGAUCCAGCCGUGUGGCCCCCAACACGUUCUUUUUCUCGUGUAUCGUCACCGUUGGUCGACCAGCCACAACACCUGAACGAGGCACCCAUCUCGCAAAGCUUCCAGAGUGCCCGGUGGCGAACAUCGGGUGGCACUCAAGGGAGGUCACCUUCCUCUUCGCUGCUGGUGACUUCCCUCGAGAGCAGGACUGCAAGUAUUUCGGACAACCAAUCCAGUGAUCUUGACCAUCAGCCUCCAAGCACAGAGCUAGUUGCAGCACUCAAGGGACGACUCGCGAAAGUCAGCGAUGAGGACACGCUAUUUACGAUGAGACCAUUACUACAGACAUCAACCAGCACUGUAUAUGGCCGAGCAAUAAGAGAAUCUCAGAACACACCUCCAUCGACGAAAGGUGACUAUAGCGAGACUUCAAAUUCGACUGAUCAUCACGCUAUGUCACCUCAUUCACAUCAUCAUGAUCUUCCUGUCAGAUCAAAGGUCGUCUCGCAAGGUUUCGCCUCGAGCAUGUCGCUGCCUGAGAUGCCGUGUUGGGACGAGGCAAAUCUCGACACGGGUUUGCAACACGGAAGUCCUUGCGAGCAUUUUAGACGGCACUUCUACUGA
Molecule: messenger RNA, 1623 nt
Organism: Lithohypha guttulata
Lineage: Eukaryota; Fungi; Ascomycota; Eurotiomycetes; Chaetothyriales; Trichomeriaceae
Exons: 2
Coding region: 1-1623 (540 amino acids)
Source: RefSeq, a predicted model, not a curated record